Hydractinia symbiolongicarpus is the source of this 846-nucleotide messenger RNA. RefSeq lists its product as uncharacterized. NCBI's taxonomy places the organism in Eukaryota, Metazoa, Cnidaria, Hydrozoa, Anthoathecata, Hydractiniidae. Bases 1 to 846 code for a protein of 281 amino acids. Gene Ontology annotation, molecular function: DNA-binding transcription factor activity. The transcript is spliced from 3 exons. The record is from RefSeq and is a predicted model, not a curated record.
AUGGAAAUAUUUAUCCACGAAAUGGAUUACUACAUUUUUGAUAUUUUUUCUCAAGGUGAAUCCGGUGAAUCUAGUAGUUCGUUACAUCGUUAUCCCUCGUAUAGUGAAUUUCACGAGGCUUUGGAUUCAUACGAAGUGAAGACGAAAACUCAUUACACAGUUUUGUCAGAAACCAAAGAUUUCAACAAAGAUCAAUGUUUACAAGAGGUUUUAGAAGCCUCUUCAUCACCUCAAAUUUGUUGGCAAUUAACACAUAAAGAAGACAGUCUUCCCAUUCAUUUUAAUGGCAUACCAUAUAUAUGGCUCGGUACAAAGAAAUACCAAUGCCACCAAGGGAAAGACAGAGGUAUCUCUAUAAAAAAGAAAUACAAACAAGAUCGAGAAGAAAAACUUCGUGGUGACCACCCCGAAUGUGUUAGAACGAGAAAACUGGCACAACACACCAAGAAGUUGGAUUGUCCUGUUGUAUUCAGCGUGAAGAAACUCCUACUGUUUCCUGGGUAUAAAAUCGAAAAAGAUUCUAAAUGGAACAGAACUGUUGCUUCAAAAAAAUUGAAAGGCGCAUUGGUGAAGUAUCACAUGAAAGAUGAUCAAUUAACAAUAGAGAGUCGAUUGCAGUAUUUAACGACAUUUCCAACUGGUACGAUUUUUAUAUUUCUUCAUAUACCAACCUAUAUGUUCUUCUUACUCGACUUUGUUCUAUCUGCAACAUGUACGACAGCAAAUUUUGGAACGAGCGCUAGCGCAUACUGGAUUUUUACGUUAUUUUUUAUUUGUUUGUUUUAUUAUUAUUUUUUAAUAUUAUUAUUUUAUUUUAUUUAUUUUUUUUUAUCUAGAGACGCAUAG